Miniopterus natalensis is the source of this 2704-nucleotide messenger RNA. RefSeq names its product tropomodulin 4 (gene TMOD4). Gene Ontology annotation, molecular function: tropomyosin binding. Lineage: Eukaryota; Metazoa; Chordata; Mammalia; Chiroptera; Miniopteridae. Gene Ontology annotation, cellular component: striated muscle thin filament; myofibril; cytoskeleton. The record is from RefSeq and is a predicted model, not a curated record. Gene Ontology annotation, biological process: actin filament organization; myofibril assembly; pointed-end actin filament capping.
CCCUGACUGGGGAUUGAAACUACAACCUUGGUGUAUCAAGAUGAUGCUCUAACCAACUGAGCUACCUGGUCAGGGAGCUGCCAUUCUUAAAUUGUAAGGUAUUCAUUCCUCCAACUAGAUUAUAAACACUAAAAUUAGACACCAAAACAAAGUCCUUAUACUCACCUUUAUAUCAGCUUAUAGUCACUACCUUAAGUAUAGCAGACACCAAAUAAGAAUUACCUGAUUCUCGUAGAACUCCAGUUUCUAGGGCUUAGGCUUGUAUGAAGAGAAAAGGAGGUGUCAUGGCUGUUAGUGGCCACUAGAGGCUCUCAGGGCUGGGCAGAGUAUGGGGGCUGUGUAUAUGUGAUCUCCCACUACCCCCCACCUGGCCAGAGCUAAAAUAAUAAAAUGCUGAGCUCACUGUUCCCCCACCCUUUCCCCCCACACCCGGGCACUGGGCUCCUCCUGCCGCAGGGACAGUGCUCCAGUAGAACAGACAGACUGACCGACAGAAGGGGAGGUGAGGGAAGUGGCCAUCAGGACUGGUAGGUGGGGAAGGCAGGGGGCUUAUGGGUCAGAGCCUGGUGGGAGAUGGGAAGAGUGGCUCCUAUUGGGAAUAAUACAAAGUGUGUCUCUCUGUCACUCAGUGUAUGUUUCUGCUACUGUCCGUCAUAGCCUUUAACUGUGUAGUUUAUAUUGUCAAUGUAAAUAUCACACACUUUCUGGCUUUUUCCUAUUAAGCAUGAUGUGUAUGUGUAGCUUAUGUGUAUUUUUCAUAUUGUAAAAGAUUGUGCAAGUUUAAUUCUCCCACUGCUUUUAAAGAAACUAUCCCAUUUAGAAAGCAUUUCCCACCCAUUGGUCUGGUGUCACCUUCCUGUCCAAAGCCAGGGACAAAUUAUGGGGACUCAGCCCCUCCUCCUGAGGCCAUUCCACCCUUCCCCCAACCUGGAAGUACCCGCUCCCCCAGCUUCUCUGUGCCCUUGCUUUCCCUUAGGAUUUAGAGCUUUAGCAAACAUAGUGAAAUCUUGAUCCCCUAAAAUAAAAGAAGAAAUGAGGGUGGGAUAAGAGAAUCGUUUCCCUACCCCUCCUCCCCCAAUCCUUGCUUUCUUAAACCAGUUUAGGAAAAAGACUGGAUUAUGGGGAAGAGAGGGAGAAUAUCCCUGGAGUUCUCUGCCCCCUCCCUCCUUUCAAUAGAACUGGGCCUGGGGCCAACAGUGUUGGCAGGGCUCCAGGCAGCUGUGUUAGGUCAGGAGGCCCAAUGGGCGAGGUAAAGGGGAGGGGUGCGGCCAGGAUUUCUCCGUCAUAUAGUGGGAAGGCAAGUCUAGCCUGGAUCCUGGGAUCCUCGUCCAGAGCAACUGAAAGCUGGGGAAGCAGGAAGGAGGCUCUGGUUCUAACUAACCCUAACUUUCCCCCAUCUUCCCAUGCCCAACUAGAUUUCUAACCUUAAGGCAUCCAGUUUAUUGUUCUCCCUAGCUGGUCUCUGUGUCCCUACUAUGUUUGUCCAUGUAGGUCUUUCCAUUGUCCAACCACUUUCCCCAUGUUCCCCAGGCUCUGUGAGUGCUACACUGUGGGGAGGGGGUGGGGGCCAUCAUGUCAUCGUAUCUGAAGGAACUGGAGAAAUACAGAGACAUAGAUGAAGAUGAGAUCCUAAGGACCUUGAGCCCCGAGGAGCUAGAGCAGCUGGACUGCGAGCUACAAGAGAUGGACCCCGAGAACAUGCUCCUGCCAGCUGGACUAAGACAACGUGACCAGACAAAGAAGAGCCCAACAGGGCCACUGGACCGAGAGGCCCUUUUGCAGUACCUGGAGCAGGAGGCACUAGAGGUCAAAGAACGUGAUGACUUGGUGCCCUUCACAGGCGAGAAGAAGGGGAAACCAUAUAUUCAGCCCAAAAGGGAAAUUCCAGCACAGGAGCAGAUCACUCUGGAGCCUGAGCUGGAGGAGGCACUGGCCAAUGCCACAGAUGCUGAAAUGUGUGAUAUUGCAGCAAUUCUGGGCAUGUACACACUGAUGAGCAACAAGCAAUAUUAUGAUGCCAUCUGCAGUGGAGAAAUCUGCAAUACUGAAGGCAUUAGCAGUGUGGUGCAGCCUGACAAGUAUAAGCCAGUGCCAGAUGAGCCCCCAAAUCCCACAAACAUUGAGGAGAUACUAAAGAGUGUUCGAAGUAAUGACAAGGAGCUGGAGGAGGUGAACCUCAAUAAUAUACAGGACAUCCCAAUACCCAUCCUAACUGAACUGUGUGAGGCCAUGAAGGCAAAUACCCAUGUCCGGAGCUUCAGUCUGGUGGCCACAAAGAGUGGUGACCCCAUUGCCAACGCGGUGGCUGACAUGUUGCGUGAGAAUCGUAGCCUCCAGAGUCUGAACAUUGAAUCCAACUUCAUUAGCAGCACAGGGCUCAUGGCUGUGCUGAAGGCAGUUCGGGAAAAUGCCACACUCACUGAACUCCGUGUAGACAACCAGCGCCAGUGGCCUGGUGAUGCAGUGGAGAUGGAGAUGGCCACCGUGCUUGAACAGUGUCCCUCCAUCGUCCGCUUCGGCUACCAUUUUACACAGCAGGGGCCACGAGCUCGAGCAGCUCAGGCCAUGACCCGGAACAAUGAACUACGUCGCCAGCAAAAAAAGAGAUAACACUACCUUUGCCUUUACCAUCUAGAGCUGGGAGCCCUGAAUGCUUAUAUCCUUCUCUAUCCCCCUUUCCUGUAAAUAAAGGUCCUUCUCUCCA